Carlito syrichta (Philippine tarsier) is the source of this 1945-nucleotide messenger RNA. RefSeq names its product serine carboxypeptidase 1 (gene SCPEP1). The transcript has 13 exons. The coding region runs from base 56 to 1414 and encodes 452 amino acids. Gene Ontology annotation, biological process: proteolysis. Gene Ontology annotation, molecular function: serine-type carboxypeptidase activity. NCBI's taxonomy places the organism in Eukaryota, Metazoa, Chordata, Mammalia, Primates, Tarsiidae. The record is from RefSeq and is a predicted model, not a curated record.
ACGUGGUGGGCCAGCCGGUUCAGCCCAUUGCUGAUGCUGCGGCUCGGUAUUCGUCAUGGAGCUGGCGCCGCGGAGUUUUCCCGGGCCGCGGCGGCUGCUGCCGCUGCUGGCGCUGCUGGCCCUGAGCGUGGGAGCUGUCAUCGACUGGCCCAUGGAGGAGGGCAAGGAAGUGUGGGAUUAUGUGACUGUCCGUGAGGAUGCACACAUGUUCUGGUGGCUCUAUUAUGCCACCAAUCCCUGCAAGAACUUCUCAGAACUGCCCCUGGUCAUGUGGCUUCAGGGUGGUCCAGGCGGCUCCAGCACUGGAUUUGGGAACUUUGAGGAAAUUGGGCCCCUUGACAGCGACCUCAAACCACGAAGAACCACCUGGCUCCAGGCUGCCAGUCUCCUAUUUGUGGAUAAUCCCGUGGGCACUGGGUACAGUUACGUGAACAAGAGUGGUGCAUAUGCCAAGGACCUGGCUGCAGUGGCUUCAGACAUGAUGGUUCUCCUGAAGACCUUCUUUGAUUGCCACAAAGAAUUCCAGACAAUUCCAUUCUACAUUUUCUCAGAGUCCUAUGGAGGAAAAAUGGCAGCUGGCAUUGGUCUAGAACUUUAUAAGGCCAUUCAGCAAGGGACCAUCAAGUGCAACUUUGCCGGGGUUGCUUUGGGUGAUUCCUGGAUCUCCCCUAUUGAUUCCGUGCUCUCCUGGGGACCUUACCUGUACAGCAUGUCUCUUCUCGAAGACAGUGGUCUGGCAGAGGUGUCUAAGGUUGCAGAGGAAGUCCUGGAUGCUAUAAAUAGUGGACUCUACAAAGAGGCCACUCAGCUGUGGGAGAAAGCAGAAAUGGUCAUUGAACAGAACACGGAUGGAGUAAACUUCUACAACAUCUUAACUAAAAGUGCACCUGAGUCUGUGUUGGAGUCGGGUCUAGAGUUCACACACAGCCACCUUGCUCGUCUUUGUCAGCGUCAUGUGAGACACCUGCAACAGGACACCUUAAGUCGGCUCAUGAAUGGCCCCAUCCGAAAGAAGCUCAAAAUCAUUCCUGAGGAUCACACCUGGGGAGGCCAGGCUGCCAAUGUCUUUGUGAACAUGGAAGAGGACUUCAUGAAGCCAGUCAUCAGCAUCGUGGAUAAAUUGCUGGCGGCUGGGGUCAACGUGACUCUGUAUAAUGGCCAGCUCGACCUCAUCGUGGACACCAUGGGUCAGGAGGCCUGGGUACGGAGUCUCAAGUGGCCAGAACUGCCCAAAUUCAAUGAGCUAAAGUGGAAAGCCCUAUACAGUGACCCUAAAUCUCUAGAAACAUCUGCUUUCGUCAAGUCCCACAAGAACCUGGCUUUCUACUGGAUUCUAAGAGCUGGUCACAUGGUUCCUUCUGACCAAGGGGACAUGGCUCUGAAGAUGAUGAGACUGGUGACUCAGCAAGAAUAGGAUGGACUGGGCCGGAGAAGAGCUGGUUUGGCCUCAGGGCACCGGAGCCAGAGUCCCUGGAGCUUGCAGGAAGCACCAUUCUUCCCUGAACCUACCUUGGGCUAUGAUCAUGAAUGUUUCUACCAGCUUCUGCAGAGGAGAAAAUAGUUGCCUCUCGAGCAACUUGGAAAUCAUUUCUGCUUCAUAAAAAAACAAAGAUUUUGGAAAUUGAUUUGUUUUCAUCAACAUGAAUAAGAGAUUUACUUUUUUCUUAUUACAGAAGCAAAUAAUGUGAUUUAUAGAAAAAGUGGAAAAAUGCAGGUAAACAAAGAACAAACUAAACACCCAUAUCCUCCCUUCUCAAGGAUAAGCAUGUCACCAAUUUAAUGAAUGUCCCUGCAGGAUUUAUUUUUUUUUUUUGCUAUAUAUACACAUAUAUAUUUUUUACAAAAAUGGAGUCAUUAUGUUAUUUUACUAUCUACUUUGUUUGACAUCUCAAUAUGUCCUAAACACCAUUUCAUUUCAAUAAAUGUUCUUCUAUUACAUUUCUAA